Molecule: messenger RNA, 727 nt
Organism: Mesitornis unicolor (brown roatelo)
Lineage: Eukaryota; Metazoa; Chordata; Aves; Mesitornithiformes; Mesitornithidae
Gene: PAIP2
Product: poly(A) binding protein interacting protein 2
Exons: 3
Coding region: 25-408 (127 amino acids)
Biological process (GO): negative regulation of translational initiation
Cellular component (GO): cytoplasm
Molecular function (GO): mRNA regulatory element binding translation repressor activity
Source: RefSeq, a predicted model, not a curated record
AGAUUUCAAAUCGAAGACGCAGCCAUGAAAGACCCAAGUCGCAGCAGUACCAGCCCGAGCAUCAUCAGUGAAGAUGUGAUUAUAAAUGGUCAUUCCCACGAAGACGACAAUCCCUUUGCGGAGUACAUGUGGAUGGAAAACGAAGAGGAAUUUAACAGGCAGAUCGAAGAGGAGUUGUGGGAAGAAGAAUUCAUCGAGCGCUGUUUCCAGGAGAUGCUGGAAGAGGAGGAGGAGCACGAGUGGUUUAUUCCAGCCCGUGAUCUCCCACAAACAAUGGAUCAGAUCCAGGACCAGUUCAAUGACCUUGUUAUCAGUGACAGCUCAUCACUGGAAGAUCUGGUGGUCAAGAGUAACCUGAAUCCAAACGCAAAGGAGUUUGUUCCCGGGGUGAAGUACUUAAAUAUUUGAGUAGACUGGGCCCGCGCUUGGUGGAUGUAGCACAAUUUCCACACUGUGAAGCCAGUAUUAGAAGAUUUAAUUGUAAAAGCUCUCUCUUCUUGUCACUGUGUUACACUUAUGCAUUGCCAAAGUUUUGUUAGUCUUGCAUGCUCAAUAAAAGUGCUGAGACUGUUAUUAAGUAAAUCUGUCAAAAGUUUAAUGGAAACCUAAUUGGGCCCUGGCUCUCUGCAAAGGAGGCAGUGAGGUAAGAAGCACCAGUCAAGUUGAGACACAGCACCACGCUCACCAAACCUUCUGCAGACUCUGUCUUUUCAAACAGGACUUGGAA